CUGACAAAUUGAUUCCAGGAACUUAAGGGGGGGGGAGGAAAUUAGAUACACACACUCUUUAUAAAAAGGGGACUGGAACUUAUUCUGCCCAAACAGACGAAGUGGACAGACAUCCAAGAUCCUUUUUCUCUGAAUAUUUCCACUUGUUGGGGGAAAGAUAUGCAGCUGAUCUAUUUGGUGGCAUUGACCGGCCUGGUCUUGCUGAGGACGCUCACCAUGGCCAGGGACCCAUCUCUGGAUGAAGCCUGGAGAGACUGGAAGAGGACCCAUAAUAAAAUAUACCGUGAGAGGAAUGCAGAAGACUUCCGGAGAACCGUCUGGGAGGACAAUCUCCAUACGAUCAAAGAACAUAACCGCGAAGCUGCCGAGGGGAAAUACACCUUUCAGAUGGCGUUGAACCAGUUCAGCGAUUUGACAAAAGAAGAAUUUAAGGAGAAGCUGAAUGGGCUCCGCCCUGACCUACCCAGACAGCGUGGUGGCGGUGCAAUCUUGUACGAAAAAUCUGGCACUUUGGCGCUUCCCGAAUCCGUGGACUGGCGUAACACAGGUUGUGUCACCCCGGUGAAAGAUCAGGGCAGUUGUGGCUCGUGUUGGGCGUUUGCUGCUGCCGGAGCCCUGGAAAGUUUCCAUUGCAUUAAGACAAGGAGCCUGAUCCCGCUGAGUGAACAAAACCUGGUGGACUGUGCUUGGCAACAGGGGAACUAUGGCUGCAAUGGAGGGUGGCCGAGUCGGGCCUUCCAGUACGUCCUGGAGAAUAAAGGGCUCAAUUCAGAACGCGUCUACCCCUACACGGGACAGGAUGGAGACUGUAAUUUUCAAAACUCAGACCGAGCGGUCAGGAUCCAAGGGUGGGUCGAUCUCCCUGAAGAUGAUGAGGGUGCCCUGGAAGAAGCUGUGGCCCUUAUUGAGCCAGUUGCUGUUGCGGUGGAUGCUUACUACUUCCAGCUUUAUAGUUCAGGAAUCUUUGACUACCCCUGCGGGACCAACUUGAACCAUGCCGUGCUGGCCGUUGGGUAUGGUGUUGAGAAUGGAAUUCCUUAUUGGAUCAUAAAGAACAGCUGGGGACCUUACUGGGGUGAGAACGGCUACAUGCGGAUGCGAAGAGGCGUCAAUAUGUGUGGUGUCGCACGUGUGGCCAGCUACCCCGUGUGACCAGCUAAGGCUCCACAACCCCUCCUUCUGGAAUCUUCUGGAAUCUUCUGGAAUCUUCUGGAAUCUUCUGGAAUCUUCUGGAAUCUUCCAAACUUCAGAGCAACGAAUCAUCAGGACGCUUCACCUCUUUUUUCCUUAGCUACCAAAUGAAGCACUUAGAAAUCAAAUAAUAUAGGGCGCCAUCUCGACUUUCAGAUCAUUAAUAAAUACUUAAGCAUGCA
Molecule: messenger RNA, 1373 nt
Organism: Zootoca vivipara (common lizard)
Lineage: Eukaryota; Metazoa; Chordata; Lepidosauria; Squamata; Lacertidae
Product: cathepsin S-like
Biological process (GO): proteolysis
Molecular function (GO): cysteine-type peptidase activity
Source: RefSeq, a predicted model, not a curated record